Molecule: messenger RNA, 1305 nt
Organism: Miscanthus lutarioriparius
Lineage: Eukaryota; Viridiplantae; Streptophyta; Magnoliopsida; Poales; Poaceae
Source: the annotation of a GenBank genome assembly
AUGGGGAAGAGCAAGAAGAGCAAGGCCCGCGGCGGCGUGGACGACCUGCUCGACAGCAGCGAUGCCGACAGCGUCGGCUCCUCGUCCACCGCGCUGUCGGAUCUCUCCAUCUCGUACGCCACCGAGCACGUCAACUCGCAGGAGUUCGUCCUCGACAAGUACAUCGACGCGCUCUACGAGAAGAGGGGGUCUACAAGAGAGGCAGCAUUGGUUAAACUGGUUGAUGCCUUCGAAAGUUUUAUGCUCCAUGGCCUUGUGGAGAAUAGGUAUGCCACACUGCUGAGUCAAUUCAAUAAUUCCGUCAAAAAGGGAUCUACUAAGGAGGUUUUUCUGGCAUCUCAUGCUAUUGGGUUAUUGGCUAUUACACUCGGUGCUGGGAGCAGUUCACAUGAAAUAAUGGAGGAGUCACAUCCCCAACUUUGUAGGGUACUUCAAGCUUGGUCUGAUGCAUCAAAGAUGAUAUCUGCACUUGAUUGUUUGGCUGUCAUCACAUUUGUUGGCGCAACUGAUCUGGCUGAAACAGAGUUAUCUUUGAAAGCCAUGUGGGAUGUCAUUCAUCCAAAGUCUGGUUCAAAUGUGGGAACUGUUCGGAAACCUAAGCCUCCUGUGUUAGCAUCUGCUCUAUCUGCAUGGACGUUUCUCCUGACUACUAUUGGUGCAUGGAGGAUAAAUACUGAUAGCUGGAAAGAGCCCAUUGCAUUUCUCUCUACUCUUUUGGAAGCAGAUGAUCGUGCUGUUCGAAUGGCUGCUGGUGAAGCAUUGGCUUUGUGCUUUGAGUUAAAUCUGCUUGAUGUUUCUUCUUGUGAGGAUGGCGAUGUUAACACGGGAGGAACUGGUGGUUCUAAGAACAAGCUUUUCUUGGAUAUGCAAGCAUUAAAAGCCAAAAUCUCAGGUCUGGCCUCUAAUCUCUCUGCUGAGGCUGGAGGGAAAGGUGCAGACAAGAAAAACCUUACUGACCAAAGAGACUUGUUUCAAAGGAUCUUAGAUUUCAUUAAGUAUGGUGACUGCCCUGAAGAAUCAAUCAAGAUUGCUGGAAAACGUUAUGUUUUAAGGGUGUCGUCAUGGUCUGAAUUAAUCCAGUUGAAUUUCUUAAAGCGGUUUCUGGGGAAAGGCUUUCUGAAGCAUGUUCAGGAGAAUGGUCUUCUUCAGGAUAUCUUUGACAUUAAGGUUGACAAAGCUGAAACCCUGUCGUCCACUGAUAAGAAAAUCUUUAGGUCUGAAGAGGAAAAAGAAAGAGCUCUGAAAUUAAACAAGGAACGUCGUCUAGCCCAGGUAAGGAAGAAUGCUGUCAUGUUGGACGAGUAA